UUUAGCGUUCAUGUUUCAAGCUUCGGGCGUAGACGGGUUUUGUUCGGUAUCGUUAACUUUUUGACUCUGGCGGAACUAAUGACGUCAUGAAUGAAGUAUUGGUGACAAAUGGAUGAUACAUCGAAAUGAUACGGGAUUGUGUAUACGUUAAAGUUUAAUUUCCAAUGUGACUGAUUUUGUAAAAAACAUUAUAAAGAUAGUUGUGUGUGGGUUUUAUUAAAGAUUUCAGAGGUUCUAAGCCCAUAGUCUUUUCAUGAAGAAGUGAUUUACUUAAAGCGAUAAAGAUGUCAGAUCAUUUUGGACCAAUAACUUUGAAAUGGGAUCCCAAGAAUUUGGAGAUUCGUACCAUGUCUGUAGAAAAGACCUUGGAACCCUUGGUUUUACAAGUAACUACGCUUGUGAAUACAAAGGGUCCUAGUAAAAAGAAGAAAGGAAAAUCUAAAAGAGCCAGUGCUCUGGUUGGAACUGUAGAUAAAGCAGCUAAUAAUUUUAUCGAAAAGGGUGAACAAAUUGCUUACGAAAAUCCUGACAUUACCGGUGAAAUGUUAAGUGCCGUGGAAGAAGUAAGGAAAACAGGCGCCGCAAUGAGCAUCGCUGCUAGGGAGUUCUCCGAAGAUCCUUGUUCCUCUUUGAAAAGAGGCAACAUGGUUCGCGCUGCAAGAAAUUUGUUAUCCGCGGUGACACGUUUACUUAUUUUGGCAGACAUGGUCGAUGUGCAUCUGUUGUUAAAGUCCUUGCACGUAGUGGAGGACGAUCUACAGAAAUUAAAGAACGCAUCCUCGCAAGGAGAAUUAUUAGAAAACAUCAAACAAUUUGGAAGAAAUGCGUCAGAACUUAUGAAUCAAGCUGCAAAGCGUCAACAAGAAUUGAAAGAUCCCCAAUUAAGAGAUGAUUUAGCAGCGGCGAGAGCCGUUCUCAAAAAGCACUCCACUAUGCUUCUUACUGCUUCUAAAGUUUAUGUUCGUCAUCCCGAGCUAGCCGCGGCAAAAGCGAAUCGCGAUUACGUUUUGAAACAAGUCUGCGAAGCUGUGAAUACUAUUAAUGACGUUGCGCAAGGAAAAACUCCAGUCGAUAGUCAACAUCCUUACGAAGGGCCUGGUGAAUUAGCCGCUGCUUUAGACGAUUUUGACGAAAGAAUGGUAAUGUCCCCGCUUGCAUACAAUGAAGUACGUACAAGACCUAGUCUGGAGGAAAGACUGGAAAGCAUUAUUAGCGGCGCCGCGCUGAUGGCAGAUUCUUCUUGUACUCGAGAUGAACGUCGGGAACGCAUUGUUGCCGAAUGUAAUGCAGUUAGACAAGCGCUUCAAGAUUUGCUUAGCGAAUACAUGAACAAUAUAGGAGUGAAGGAACAAUCAGAAGGUUUGGAAAGAGCAAUCGAUCAUAUGUGCAGAAAAACACGCGAUCUUCGCAGACAAUUACGAAAAGCAGUAGUAGAUCAUGUGUCCGAUAGUUUUCUGGAAACAAGCGUACCUUUGUUGGUUCUUAUCGAGGCCGCGAGGAAUGGUCGUGACAAAGAAGUUGAAGAGUACGCGCUUGUUUUUACAGAGCAUGCAAACAAGCUAGUCGAGGUUGCUAAUUUGGUGUGCAGUAUGUCAGGAAACGAAGAUGGCGUAAAAAUGGUUCGUUACGCGGCGGCUCAAAUUGGAAACUUAUGCCCGCAAGUAAUUAACGCGGCACGCGUGCUGGCAGCUCGCAAUCGAUCCAAAGUAGCCUUAGAUAAUAUGGAAGUAUUUCGACAAGCAUGGGAGAACCAAGUUAGAGUAUUAACGGAAGCUGUCGACGAUAUUACCACUAUCGACGAUUUCUUAGCAGUGUCCGAGAAUCAUAUCUUGGAAGACGUGAAUAAAUGUGUACUGGCAUUGCAAGAAGGCGAUGCCGACACGUUAGACAGAACCGCGGGUGCAAUCCGAGGACGAUCAGCCAGAGUGUGUAACGUUGUUCAAGCAGAAAUGGAUAAUUAUGAACCUUGUAUCUAUACGAAGCGAGUUUUAGAAGCUGUGAAAGUUUUAAGGGAACAAGUAAUGCCGAAGUUUGCACAGAGAGUAGAAGUCGCGGUAGAUGCUUUGGGUAGUAACCCUCCUAAAGAUGUGGAUGAGAAUGAUUUUAUAGAUGCUUCGAGAUUAGUUUACGACGGAGUUCGUGAGAUUAGACGCGCUGUACUGAUGAAUAGAGCGGACGAAGACUUGGACCCGGAAGACGUUGAGCUCGACGAGCAUUACACGUUGGAAACUCGUAGCAAGUCGAGUGCUCAGACGGGCGAGCAUGGGGUUGACGAGUAUCCAGAGAUCAGUGGUAUCACAACAGCUCGCGAAGCCAUGCGUAAGAUGCCGGAGGAGGAUAAACAAAAGAUUUUACAACAAGUGGAGUACUUUAAGAGCGAGAAACUGAAAUUCGACAAAGAGGUUGCCAAAUGGGACGAUGCGGGAAAUGACAUUAUCGUUCUUGCGAAGCAUAUGUGUAUGAUCAUGAUGGAAAUGACUGAUUUCACUAGAGGUCGCGGACCUUUGAAGACAACUAUGGAUGUCAUUAACGCAGCGAAGAAAAUUUCUGAAGCUGGAACCAAGUUAGAUAAAUUAACUAGGCAAAUUGCGGAUCAAUGCCCGGAAAGUUCUACCAAGAAAGAUCUUCUGGCGUAUUUGCAACGCAUAGCAUUGUACUGCCAUCAAAUGAAUAUUACGAGUAAAGUUAAAGCGGAUGUACAAAAUAUUAGCGGAGAGUUGAUAGUGUCUGGACUUGACAGUGCAACUUCUCUCAUUCAGGCAGCUAAGAACUUAAUGAACGCUGUUGUCCUUACCGUAAAAGCUUCGUAUGUUGCGUCAACAAAGUAUACUCGACAAUCUACGGUAACUUAUUCUCCAAUCGUUGUGUGGAAGAUGAAAGCACCGGAAAAGAAGCCAUUGGUACGCCCUGAGAGACCAGAAGAAGUUAGGGCAAAAGUACGCAAGGGCUCCCAGAAAAAAGUGCAGAAUCCAAUACAUGCACUAUCCGAAUUUCAGAGUCCUACAGAAAGUGUUUAAACUUUUAUGUGUAAGUAAUUUAAUGAAAAUGAAACCUAGUAUACAGCAUCACCUUUGGAAAGUCAAACGAGCAAGAUGUUUUAUUUUCUAUCAUAUACAAUAUUCAAAUACUAUCUGUAUUCACUACUAAUUCAGUGUCUACCGUGAAAUAUAGAACGUAAUAAUCGCUCUUUCUGCAAAACUAUAUCUUUAAAAAGAACGAAAAUAAGUGUUUUGUAUCGAUUGCUGCAUAUUUUCAAUAUCAUCUGUGUAGAGUCAUAUUAUAGUGUACUGAUAUUUAUAAUAAUUGUUGCUAACAUAACAACAGAACGAUUUAAAUAUUAACAUGCAAAGAUUAAUUUCGUGUUUACGAUUGUGAUAAAAAGAAAGGGGAAAUGUUUAUAAUAACAUCAUUUGAAAAUAAAAUAUCUUGCGUGAGAGAAAUGUUCAUAUACUUUGUAAUUAUUGAUUUAUAGAUGUUCGAAAAGCAAAAAAAAGACACCGUACGAUCGUAUCAAUUUUCGGACGACAUUUAAUUAGAUAUCAAAGAAUGACUUCUUUUUCUAGGGUAUAUGUAAAAUUUAGAUUUCAAUUAUAUACAAAUAAGUGACUAAAUGUCGAUUAUAUUUCAUAGAAUAUAAGAACGAUCUACAUUUUAAAGAUGUAUCAUUUGAUAACGCAUGUUGAUUAUAACAUUUUAAUCGUUAAGAGGUACCAUACGUAUAUUAUUUAAGUAAAUUAUACUUUACUUAAAUGAAAUUUACAAUUUUUUAUUAAUCGUGAAUAUCGGUAAUCGAAUAUAUUUUUUGCAAACAGUAUCUACAGUGCAAGAAGUGUGACCACAAUACUUAAUUAUAUAACAAAAUCUACACUAACAGUUAAGUAUUUAAGGAAUGCCAAUUUUCUCUCAUUUUUAUGUGUAUAUUUAAUAUGCAGAUAUCAAUGUUUAAUUAUACACGGAAAUUUAUUAUGGAACUUUAUGAAGAGAAUAUCGAACGAUGAGUGGUGCAUGUAUACGUACAUAUACGUGCGCAACAGCUUAUCAAAGGCCUUAUAUUUUUUACGUUGUAUUAUUAUUAUACAAGAUUGUUAGAAUACUGCACGCAUAAUUAAAAUGAAAUUGGGACGAAAGAUCUUUCAUUUCCGCUCUAACAAGGUACGCUUAUAAUGGUACCGUAAAAAAUGUAAAACUUUUUAGUUCGAAUCUGAGGCAUCGCUUUGAAGUUUGACCAGUUGGGUUCUGUUUCCACAAGGUGAUUCUACUGCUGGAAGCCCUUAAAGCAGCCGACUCCCACGACAAUAUCCCUUGAUCGGUCUUUGAUGUCGCUACAAUGUUCCAGAAGCUACGACCUGCCUAACGAAACAUUAUGGCGACAUCAAAGGCUGUCGCCGCGAUGUUGGUUGCUUUCAGCGGAAGAAUCUGUAUAAUUGCCUCGCAUAUGCUCGAGCUGAAGAAGUGGCGAGGAUAUUUUGACUAAAAUUGGAUGGAAGUGUAUUCUUAGUUUGUCCCGUUUUGCAUUCAAUAUUUAAUCAUUGCAUUUAAUAAUUUUACAGUCAACACACUUUCUUAUACAUAUCCAGAAAAAAAUGUCUCCGAUUGAUAACAUAAAAACGUGUACUUUUGAAAUGUUUGUUGAUUUUUGCACGCGUCGGGUCGUCAGGUCGAUCGAAGUAAUUUUAACGUAAUCUUAGGCCUUGAACUUUUGCUAAUACGUUAUAUUAAUAUCAGUUUUUUUUAUUGUAACGUAUUGUUUGACAAUAAUAUCGCUGCAUAUUUUUGUUAUGCUUUUACAUAAAGUCUGCUAAAGUUAAUAACGUCAAUAUUCUUCCAAACUAAUAAUUACAUUGACGAUUUAAAUUGAAAACUAUAAAAGUCUAUUUAAACCCAUUUGUAUAAAUAUGUUCAUAUAAAAAGUACAUUAUUUCUUAUACAAGUUUUUACCCAUACUUUGGCUGUAUACAUUUAUUUCGUAUAAAUGAUCUACUCGACGCUCAUACAAUCAUGUUGCCAUCGAAAAUAUUCGACGUGGUUAAAAAGGCAUAUUUCUCUUGAAAUUCAUGAAGCUGUUAACAAAGACAAAAAUAAAUCUUUUUUCUUUUUAGUAGACCAAAACUACUGCUCGGGGGCCCCCCUUCCCCAGCUAUACUACUGCCUACUUGUUGCCCUAAUUAGAUUUUCCAACACUCUCGAUUAUGCGACUAACCCUAAUCUUUAUUAGGUCGGAUAAUUGAGAGACUACUUUAUAUAAAAUUUUAAUGUCAUCCAUUGUGUUUAUGAUUUGGUAAAGGACACAAUUUUGGCAACCAAACAAAUUCUAUUGAUUUUCAUUAUCAAGACUUACAGGAAAGCAAUAAGGCAUAAUACAGUAUUGCAUUGGAAUAAAGAGACUGCAGAUCGAAGUAUUUAAUAAUUGUAUAUAAGUAAAUAUAAUUACACAUUUUCGGAGAAAUCUUGUUUACAAUGAUUUUAUAAUACGUAUAAUCAGUAAGAAAUAAUUGUAAAAAAACUGAUACCAAUUUCAUACUUUAUACGAUCGAGUAAAAUACUACGUUAUUUAUAAUUGUGCGUAAUUGAUAUUCAAAUGAAUUUGCGUUUAAUGCAACUACGAGUAUUUGCUCUAAUGAAUAUUACAUUUUCCAAAACAAAUUCCUAUAAUGCCAAAAGUGUAUUUAUAUACAUUUCGAUAUUUUAUAAAAUUUAUUUAGAAAUUUAUUUAGUAAUGUAUGACUAUAAAAUAGUAUGUUUUAUUUGUAUUAUGUAGCUGUUGUAAUAGGUGUCGGUUGAUAGAGUACAUUAAUUUGUUUGCAGGAAGUGAGAAAUAAUAAAGUUUCACAUUUUGUAGAUCGUCGAUAUAUAAUAUGCAUUGGUAUCAAUUUUUUACUGUUG
Colletes gigas is the source of this 5883-nucleotide messenger RNA. RefSeq names its product catenin alpha (gene alpha-Cat). Gene Ontology annotation, molecular function: structural molecule activity; actin filament binding; cadherin binding. The record is from RefSeq and is a predicted model, not a curated record. Lineage: Eukaryota; Metazoa; Arthropoda; Insecta; Hymenoptera; Colletidae. Gene Ontology annotation, biological process: cell migration; cell-cell adhesion. Gene Ontology annotation, cellular component: catenin complex; adherens junction; actin cytoskeleton. Bases 285 to 3017 code for a protein of 910 amino acids. The transcript has 8 exons.